Molecule: messenger RNA, 711 nt
Organism: Xenia sp. Carnegie-2017
Lineage: Eukaryota; Metazoa; Cnidaria; Anthozoa; Malacalcyonacea; Xeniidae
Product: interaptin-like
Exons: 3
Coding region: 111-659 (182 amino acids)
Source: RefSeq, a predicted model, not a curated record
UCAUGACAACGCUCGUGAUAAAAACUUUCAAAGUAGUACAUCUGUCAUUUUAGUACUGGUAUCAGCGACAUCGAUCUAGUAAAAGAUAACAGGUUUGAAAAGUUACCAGAAUGGAGAUUGUGUUUAAUGCAGUAGAAGAGUACGUAAAUACCAACAAUGAAACUCUUGACAAACGGACUGAAUAUUUGGAUAGAAUGAAAGAAGAAGCCGCUAAAAGAAAAGAUGAAGGUAGGAAGUUAAUGGAUUCAUUACCUGAGCUCCUUCAAAUGGGCACUUCUUUGGAAAUACAGAGUCUCAGAAAAAAGGUGGAAGAAAAUGAGAAGAACAUUAAGAAUCUGCAAAAGCAAAUUGAAGAAAAAAACAAGCAAAUUGAAGAAAUGCGAAAGAGCGAUGAUGCAAAUUCAUCAAAGCAAAUUGAGGACCUGCAAAAGCAAAUUAGGAAAAAAAUCAUGGAAAUUGACGAUUUGAAAACGCAAAUUGAGGACCUGCGAAAGACAAAUGACAGAAAAGAUAUAAAGCAAAUGGUAAAUCACUCGGCGUUUAUCCAAAGUUUCUCUGCUUUCCACUACCAAAUGUCAACAAUCAAGAUAAUUCAUUAUUUCACUUAUAAUGAAGAUGGCAUCAUGAGAUGUCGAAACAUGUCCAUUUUGAAAAACUAGUCGUAUAUAUUAAAUGCGUAUUAGCAAUAGUGCUUCUACGAAAUUAUAUAAA